Messenger RNA from Nicotiana tabacum (common tobacco), 2892 nucleotides. The record is from RefSeq and is a predicted model, not a curated record. NCBI's taxonomy places the organism in Eukaryota, Viridiplantae, Streptophyta, Magnoliopsida, Solanales, Solanaceae.
AUGUUAGGGGAGGUAAGGGCAGAUGUAUUUGGGCUCAAUGGAGAUAGUGCAGGUGGCCCAGAUGGAUUCACAGGGAAAUUUUAUCAGUCAUGUUGGGAUAUUAUAGGAGAUGACCUGUUUGACAUGGUGAGAGCAUUCUUUAAUGGGCAUGAAUUGCCAAAAUGUGUGACCCAUACUAACCUUGUGCUGCUUCCAAAGAAAAAAGAAGUUUGCACCUUCUCAGAUCUUAGACCAAUCAGCCUCAGUAACUUUACUAAUAAGGUAGUGUCAAGGGUUAUCCAUGAAAGGCUUGUGGGGCUGCUACCUAAUUUGAUAUCUGAAGAACAAGCUGGUUUUGUUAAAGGGAGGAGCAUUGUAGAAAAUAUUCUGUUAACUCAAGAGAUUGUCAUUGAUAUGAGACUAAGAAUUAAGGCAUGUCCAAAUGUUGUAUUGAAGCUGGAUAUGACCAAAGCUUAUGAUAGGCUUUCUUGGUUGUUCUUGACUAAGGUUCUGAGAAAGAUGGGCUUCUCUGAAAGAUUUAUUGGCAUGGUUUUUGGCAUAGUUUCAAAUAACUGGUACUCAGUGCUGAUAAAUGCUGCUGAAGCACUAUCAAGGGUUCUUAAUGCUCUGCAUCUGAAUUUGCAUUUCUGUGGAUAUGGUUUACCUAAAUGGAGCCCAAAGAUAAAUCAUCUUGCAUAUGCAGAUGAUACAAUUAUUUUCUCCUCAUCAGAUGACACCUCCCUUAGGCACAUAAUGGAGGUACUUGCAGCGAAUGAAGAAGCAUCUGUACAGCUAGUCAAUAAGGCAAAGUCAGUUGUGUAUCUCCAUCAUUUGACUGAUAGUGAAGUAGUAGAGAAGGUAGAGAGAGUUACAGGAAUUAAAAGGCAGGAAUUCCCAAUUGUGUAUUUAAGAUGCCCUAUUUUUUAUUCAAGAAGGAAAAUGGAAUAUUAUCAGCCAAUGAUUACUAAGGUAUUGGACAGAUUACAAUCAUGGAAAGGCAAGCUAUUGUCUAUUGGGGGAAGGGCAAUUCUCAUUGCCCAUGUGCUUCAGAGUAUGCCAAUUCAUUUGUUAUCUGCAGUCAAUCCACCUGCAUAUGUGAUUAAUACACUUCACAAGAUUUUUGCUCAAUUUUUCUGGAGUAGUUCAGUGACAGGUAACAACGGGCAUUGGGCAUCAUGGAGUACCUUAUGUAUGCCACAGAAAGAAGGGGGUAUUGGUUUUAGGUCCCUUCAUGAUGUAGAAAAAGCUCUGUUCUGCAAAUUAUGGUGGAAAUAUAGAACAAAACCUAGUCUGUGGAGCUCAUUUAUGAGUCAAAAGUAUUGCAAAAAGAUGAAUUCAAUGGUAGUGCUAUGGAGAAAAGGAUCAUAUGUUUGGAGAAAUAUGUUGGAGUGCAGAGACCUUGUUGAACACCUGAUCAUUUGGCAACCAAGGAUGGGUUCUUCUUUGUUCUGGUAUGACAACUGGACAGGCUUAAGGGCUUUGUAUUUUUUGAUUCCUCAAAAUUUUGGAGUUGAUGAAUCAGUCCGUAAUGUGUGGGAUGUGGUGGAUAGAGGAGAAUGGAAUACACAAAGGCUUUAUGAAAUAUUACCUGAAGAAUUUGCAGAACACAUCAUAGUAAAUCUUCAGCCACCUGCAGCUCAAGGAGUCUUGGAUGUACCUGUUUGGAGUUUGGAAUCAAAGGGUCAGUUCAGUGUUAGAACAGCAUGGGAGUAUGUGAGGAACAGAGUUGAACCAAUGUCAGCUUAUAAGAAAAUUUGGGUGAAAGGUCUGCCAUUUAAGAUAGUUUUUUUCAUGUGCAAAGUAUGGAGGAACAAGCUGCCAUUGGAUGAGUUUUUCAGAAGACUUGGCUAUCAGAUGGCAUCUAAGUGCUGGUGUUGUGCAGAUCCUUUGGAGGAAACAACACAACACUUACUUUUUACAUCAUAUGUUGCAAACAAAGUAUGGAGUAUUACCUUAGGCAUGCUGAUCUCUUCUACUCUGCAGUCAUUGAUUAAAGUAAGGAAGCCAGGAAUUAGUCAGGUUUCUCAUAGGUGGCCAGAUAUGUUGAAGAUGAUGGAGCAGUUCACACCAAAUCUCAGGUAUACAAAGGUGAAUUGGGAUUUUCCAGAACAAGGUUGGGUGAAAGUCAACACAGAUGGAGCUUCAAGAGGUAAUCCGGGAAGGAGUUCAAUUGGUUUUGUCCUUAGAAAUGAGGAGGGUGAUGUCCUGUAUGCAUGUGGCAAGGAGAUCCAAGAGGGCACAAAUUCAAUUGCUGAAGCUAAAGCUAUCUCUGAGGCUUUGAAAUUUUGUGUACAGCAUGACUAUGUCUUGAUUGACUUGCACACAGACUCUAUGGUGCUGCAGAAAGUGAUUACAGGAGAAUGGAAGCCCCCUUGGGUCUUGGGAAGUCUGGUAGAGGAGAUUAUGGAUUUGAUGAAGAGGGCUAAUGUUAAGAUAUCUCAUACACUCAGAGAAGGAAACAAGUUAGCAGAUCACAUUGCAAAUUAUGCCCUGGACAAUGGCCUGUUGGAGUGUUACGGAUUUGAAGAUUUGGAUGUUCAGGGGAGAAAGUUGGUGAACUCUGAUAAAUUACAAUGUACAAAUGUUGCAGCUAUGUUUUGGAUCUUGAGGGAACUUUUUAUGGUGGUAUUAGUGCUUUGCACUCAGCCCAGAGAAGGAAACUCAAAUCCAAACAUAGCUACAGAAGAAAAUCAGAAAUUUCUGAUGUCACUGAUGGUUUUCAGCAAAUCUAAGGUCACAACAGGAGCUUUAAAGCCCAGAAUGUCUAAUCAAAAUGGGCUACCUGAUCUUGGCUAUGUCAGCAACAGGGGGGCAUUUUCAGGGAUAGGGAGUAAUAUGGGAGUUUUGGGGUUGGAAGGAAGGGGUCUAAUCUGGGGAUCCACAGCAAGAGAGGGAGUAGUAGACACACAUUGA